AUGAGUAGUACGAAGUCUGGUUCAAAAGUAGUAACAACAGGAUAUUCAUUGACGAAAGAUCUGACUAUGGAUUGGAUCAAACUGAAAACCCUUGGCGAGGGAUGUUUUUCAGUUGUGGAUUUAGUGAAGAUAAUAAAGCCUAUGUCUUGUAUACUUGCUGUUAAAUCUUCUCCUUUCUCCUGCCCCUCACUUUCCAAGGAAUACAAGAUCCUUCAACAGUUUCUUGGUUGCCCGUAUAUUGUUCAAUGCUACGGUGCUAUGAUGAGCCUUGGAUAUUCGGAGCCUUACUUCAACUUGUUUGUUGAAUAUGCUCCUGACGGGAAUCUUCUCAAUUUGAUCCAGAAAUUUGGCGGUAAAAUACCAGAAUCUGACGUGAGGUGUUAUAUCAGGAUGAUACUUGGAGGGCUUUGUGAUAUUCAUAAGAGAGGUUACGUCCAUUGUGAUCUCAAACCAGAAAACGUCCUUGUUUAUCCUUCCAAUCAAUACGGUUUGUUUACUUUGAAGAUCGGUGAUUUUGGCUUAGCCAAAGAACUUGAACAAAUUGAUCCGCCAAAGGCGACACCUGAUCCCUUGCCUAGGUUUCGAGGUACGCCAGCAUACAUGCCACCAGAAUCUCUCAGGGAUGGGAAAAUCACUGCUUCUAUGGACAUAUGGUCGCUGGGAUGUGUUGUUCUUGAGAUGGUGACUGGAACACGGCCAUGGACAUCUACCAGGAAUCCAAAGGAUUUGGCGAAGAAGAUUGCUUUGACAAACGAUUUGCCAUAUAUUAUACCGGACAACAUGUCCAAGGAAGGGAAAGAUUUCUUGAUGAAGUGCUUUGCUAGGGAUCCCAGUGAACGUUGGACUGCCGACAUGCUGAUAAAUCAUCCUUUUCUCAUUCCGGACUCUACCUUAUUGGCUCCACACAGAAGUUUUCUCCAAGAUCCUUUGGCAGAUACUUCAAGUUGUUCGGAGGGACAAGCUUCGUUUUCCAGCAUACGUGCACUCUUUUAA
Molecule: messenger RNA, 993 nt
Organism: Theobroma umbraticum
Lineage: Eukaryota; Viridiplantae; Streptophyta; Magnoliopsida; Malvales; Malvaceae
Source: RefSeq, a predicted model, not a curated record